This is a messenger RNA of Aspergillus novofumigatus IBT 16806, 1212 nucleotides long. Its product is annotated as DUF218 domain protein. The transcript is spliced from 4 exons. Lineage: Eukaryota; Fungi; Ascomycota; Eurotiomycetes; Eurotiales; Aspergillaceae. Bases 1 to 798 code for a protein of 265 amino acids. The record is from RefSeq and is a predicted model, not a curated record. Gene Ontology annotation, cellular component: cytoplasm.
AUGGAAAGGUCACCAAGCUUCCAGAUAUCAGCCUGCAAUCACUUAAUAGUUGUUUGCUGUCAUGCGAUAUACAUUGGUGGACCUACAAAGGGUCUCUCCGAGGACGAAUGGUUGAUUGAACAUUUCCAAAGGGGUGAAACGCCCACAUUCACUGCACAUGUUCAGGCUGGUCUUCGAGCAGUGGCGGACGAUCCAUAUGGACUGCUGGUGUUGUCCGGAGGCCCAACAAAGAAAGACAGAACAGACUUAGCGGAAGGCACCUCAUAUCAUAAUUUGGCCAAAGACAAUGAUUACUUCUCUUACUCUUCCAGAAUCGAUCCUGACCGAAUCAUAGCCGAAACCAACGCUAAGGACUCCUAUCAGAAUGUGCUUUUCUCUCUGCUCAGAUUCAGAUCGUACGUUGGAGCGUAUCCGACAAAGAUCACUGUUGUUACGCACGAGUUCAAGCGUCAGCGCUUCAUGGAGUGUCAUUUUCCGGCUCUUGGGUUGAGGACUGGGGGCCAAGCUUCGUGUUCCGGAGCUGUCGUGGGGAUCAAUCCUCCGGAGGAAGUAACGCCCCUGGCGUCAUUGAUAUCAGGGGAAGAGAAGAGUGGGAUUGGCCUGUGGAGACAGGAUCCGUAUGGUGUCGGUGAGGAGCUGGCUGCGAAGAGAGUGAAACGAGGAUGGAAGCCUGGCAUGGAAGACGCACUGUUUGUUGGCAUGGAGUUGGAGGCCGUCGUUGAGGAGCUGCUUCAUUGGAAAGGGGGAGUGAACGGUGAUGAGUUGUUCCCGAAGCUGGAUCAGCUGCCGUGGUACUGAACGUCGUCUGUAAUGCACAUGAAAUGUAGAUAAUAUAUCAUACUACCCGUCGCCAGCGGCCUGAGCCAUAACCCUGCGGAUAUAGGUCGGCCACGGCUCAAUAGAAUCUUUGCAGCCCAAUGCAAUUUAUGGGAAUUUGAGGCUAUUCAAACCAAGAAGCAAGACAGAGAAUUGAGGACUUUCCUCGCUUUGGAGCUCCUCGUGUCACUUAUCGUAGUAUGGACGGAUGAAGCCGUACCUCGAUUGAUCGGUGAUCCACGCAUCUGCCCCACCUUCAAGAAUCGUCCCUUUUUCUCUGAUUCAUCACAACCACAUCCACAACCAUCAUUGGGCCAGCUGCAGCACCUGAAAAUACUCUAGAUCGCGACCUUACUAUUUCGCAGCACUUAGAAGCAUUAACAGAGACCGACAUCA